UGAGGAAGCAAGACAGUACAAAGAGAGAUAACCAUUCUGUUUCGUAUUGAUAUUUCCUGGAACACAGUUGUCUGCACUGACCUAUAAAAUUACAGAAGAUCACAGAAACGAAGAAUAUUAUAGACAUGUCUUUACUUGGAAGUGUUAUGAAUCCGCCUAUUCCUUAUAUUGGUAGUAUUCCUGGAGGGAAGUUGACCCCAGGGUUUCAGAUUGUGAUUCAAGGUGUUGCUCCUAGCCAUUCUGAGGGAUUUUCUUUUAAUUUAGCAUAUGGAUCAGCUGUUGGUGAUCCUCGCUCUGACACUGCUCUGCAUUUCAACCCAAGGUUCACUCAAAAUUGUGUGGUUAGAAACUCGUUCAAAAAUAACAACUGGGCUGGUGAAGAGAGACAAAAUGGAAUGCCAUUCACAAAACACACCCCUUUUGAAAUCACUAUCAGUGCAGAUGUUAAUUGUUACAAAAUUUAUGUAAACAAGAGACAUUUUUGUGAUUUUCAACACAGACUCCCCAUCAAUGGAGUCAAUACAUUUACAUGUGAAGGGACAGUAAAUAUCAGCUCUGUACAGUUUAUUGCUCCAAAUAUGCCAUCUAUGCCUGCUCCUCCACCAUACAUGAAUUACCCUGCACAGCCACCCAUGCCAUUAAUUAAUCCAGCAAUGCCACUAACAACAAUGGUACCAAACGGACUACAUCCUGGUAAAAUGAUCUAUAUAUCUGCCACACCAGUAGGCAAUGAUAGAUUUACAAUUAACCUACAAGAAGGUUCAUACCCAAAUUGUGAUAUUGGAAUGCAUUUUGAUGUGCGCUUUAAUUGUGGUUCAGAUUGUAAUCAGAUUAUACGUAAUAGCUUGUCAAGGGGAGCAUGGGGACAGGAAGAAAGAUCUAUUCCAUACUUCCCAUUUGCUGGAAAUAUGCCCUUUGAAAUGAUCAUUUUAUGUGAGAAUGGAUGUUUUAAGGUUGCAGUAAAUAACCAACAUUUCGUUGAAUAUCGACACAGAAUGACACCAUUUACCAGAUUUAAUACGCUGACGGUCACUGGAAAUCUUACUAUCCAACAAGUCAGAUUCCAGUAAUACCUCAAAUAAACAACAGUAGAAAACAAACUAUGUACAGAAUCAUCAUGUAUUUCAUAUUUUGUAUCAAAGUAAGCAGAUCUUAUAUCAGAUUAUGAAUUUUACUAAAUAUUCAUUUGGUUUUUUAAAUGAAAUAAGAUAAAACAUGUUUGUUCUUGCCAUCAGAAAAUGGUAUGUGGUUUUGAAAGUUUUAAAUGUCUAAAGUUCUUUAUAUUUUGAUUUUAGAUAUUGCACAUUUUUGGAAAUAGAUAACAGUUUUGCCGGAUUUUUUUUAAUUUGGAAGUACAUAGUGCAUGUAGGUCAUUUACAUUUGAAGUGAAAAGAUUUAUGAAAUCCCUUUUUUUUAUGAUUCAAAGCUUACUCUGUCCUGCUUUUUGUGUCAUCAU
Mytilus trossulus (common blue mussel) is the source of this 1456-nucleotide messenger RNA. Its product is annotated as galectin-9-like. The record is from RefSeq and is a predicted model, not a curated record. The transcript is spliced from 8 exons. NCBI's taxonomy places the organism in Eukaryota, Metazoa, Mollusca, Bivalvia, Mytilida, Mytilidae. Gene Ontology annotation, molecular function: carbohydrate binding. The coding region runs from base 126 to 1070 and encodes 314 amino acids.